GUAAAGUAGAUGAAGUCGUUCUCACCGCCUCUUAUCAGCUCUUAUCGUGAACGUUCUUUCUAAACCCUCGUAAAAGCAAGGACUUCAAUAGUCAUUCAUGGACGAGAAGUCCUUCCACGUCGACGAUAAGUCAGCGCAAUGGGCCAUUCCAGUUCCCAUUACACACCGACCAGCUGUCACUUCUCCCCGUAAGAAAUGGGGGCGCCGUCUUGCCCUCUUACUGGCUUUCCUGUACACAGUCCAUCUUUUGAGUGAUGUUAAGCGCACUCGCCAUAAUGGACAUGAUGGACAAGAUCAUGGGAUGCUGAAUGCACUGAUGCGCCACGCUCCAAAGAAAGGUAGUGUUCUGACAGGCAAGAAAGCGGAGCAACUGUUCUUGUCCGUACCGGAUACAGACAGUGCCAUCACUGCGUCCCGAGUCUAUGCGGGCAAGCCCCAUAUGGCCGGGAGCGAAGGUGAUUUUGACACUGCAAGAUACUUCCUUGCGCACCUACAGGAAGAGUUCCAAAUUGAUCACUCAUCUUCCGACAUCCCACUGUUCUCAGCCGGUUCUCGCGAAUCUCGCGAGGCAACGUUAUCAAUUUCAUCCCUUGACGAACCCAAGGCUUGGAUUGAUGUUUAUUACCCUAUCCUGAACAGCCCUUUGGAUCGUAGCCUGGAGAUUCUCGGAGACGACGGGAACCCCGUUUGGUCUGCUGAGCUCGAAGAGGUCUCUGAUGAAACUGAUCCUUACGCCUUUCAGUCCGCGAAUGCCGUCCCGACGUGGCAUGGCAUUAGCAGAGGGGGGCAGGCCGAAGGGAAGCUAAUUUAUGCACACUAUGGAAGGCAAAAGGAUUUCGAUGCGCUCGUAGAAGCUGGUGUUGACUUCAGUGGAAAGAUUGUCCUCACUCGCUACGGUGGUAUUUUCAGGGGUUUAAAGAUCAAACGAGCUCAGGAGCUUGGUGCUGCCGCUGUUCUGGUUUACUCAGACCCUCGUGAUGAUGGCACAGUGACAGUUGAAAAUGGAUAUGUCCCCUACCCACACGGGCCUGCGCGCAACCCAACUUCCGUGCAACGUGGUUCCGUGCAAUUCUUGUCUCUGUAUCCCGGAGAUCCCUCAACCCCCGGAUACCCCUCCUACGAAAAUAGCACAAGAGUUGAGGGGGGAAGCAAGCCGACCAUCCCGAGUUUGCCGAUUUCCUGGGCCAAUGCCGAAGUCCUUCUGAAACACUUGGAGGAAGGCCACGAAGGCCCUACCGUCCGUCUUGUGAAUAACGUGGACGAAAAGGUUACCCCCAUCUGGAACGUAAUGGGUGUUAUUCCUGGCCACGUCAAGAACGAGGUAGUUGUGAUAGGUGCCCACCGAGAUGCUUGGGUAACAGGAGCGAGUGAUCCAUCCUCAGGCACUGUGUCUCUUUCAGAGGUAAUUCGCGGCUUUGGGGUCCUAUUAAAGGAAGGAUGGCGUCCUUUGAGGACAAUCCUCAUUACAAGCUGGGAUGGUGAAGAAUUCGGAUUGGUUGGCAGCACAGAAUGGGGCGAAGAUUUCUCGGAGUGGAUCAAGGAUCAUGUUGUGGCUUACAUUAACAUGGAUACUUCUGUAUCAGGGUCCCGUCUCAAGGCCGCAGGAUCUCCCUUACUUGCGCAUCUCCUCCGUGAAACGGCGGAGCAGAUUCCCCACCCUACCUCUGAGGGACGAAGCCUUUGGGACGCUCGCAGAGACUCUGGAACGCUUUUCGGCGAGCAUAUGAAUGCGGAAAUUGCUGCGAUGCACGAAGAUGAACUUAUGGCUGUUGAUAGUAUCGGAGUGAGUCCCUUGGGAUCCGGGAGUGAUUAUACCAUCUUCUUGCAAUACCAUGGUGUGCCAAGUACUGACGGUGGAUUCACCUCGACGCUACAUGAUCCCGUGUAUCACUAUCACUCGAUUUUUGACUCUCAGUACUGGCAAGAGCUAUACGGUGAUCCUGGCUUCUCUCGUCACAUUGCUAUUGCCAAACAUACCGGCCUACAAGUGCUUCGUCUGUCCGGCGACAUUAUUUUACCGUUCAACACUACCCAUUACUCCAUUGAGUUGGAAUCAUACCUCGACAAUGUCGUUUCUAUUGCAGCUGCUGGCUCCUAUGACGUCGAUCUGUCUCCUCUCCGAGGGUCCCUUCACGCUUUACAGAGUGCCAGUUUGGAGCUGGACUCUGCAAAGACUAAGGCGGAGCACAAACUCCGUAAGGUCCUCAAACAAUUGAAGAAGAAGCAUGCUAUUUGCCGCAAGAUUCGUCGCAAGAUUCACAAGGCUUACUGCAAACUCAAGAAGAUAUUUGGAAAGCACAAGUGCGAAUCGAAAGACAAGCACGAAGAUGUGGAGAGGGAACGCUCCCAUAAACAACCUGGUCAACGCCUUCUCAAAGCUAUUCAACGCGUGCAAGCUGUGAAUAAGCGUUUGAUAGCCUUUGAACGUAGUUUCAUAUCGAAAGAUGGCAUUAAGGAUCGUGAGUGGUACAAGCAUCUGGGUGUAGCCCCUGGCAAAUGGUCAGGCUAUGGCGCCACCACUUUUCCAGGGAUCACUGAGGCACUUACUAUGGACAAAAAUGCAACCGCAGCUGCCUAUGAAGCGGGGAGAUUGAAAGUGCUGAUCGAUGACCUUGUUGAGACUAUUCGCCUGUAAAUUUAGAUCAUCAUCAGAAACCCUGUCCACAAUAUGACCAGGCCUAGGAUCGUGAUAUUCCUAACAUAAAAAUAGGGUCUGACAGACCUUUAAUAGUACUGAGAACUGCUGCCUGAGGUGGGUGGACCCUGAGUUUUAUCGGGUUUGCUCCGACACCACACCACAUUAUCCUAAAAAUCAGUAAAAAUCAGAUCCAUGUAGAAGAG
Molecule: messenger RNA, 2841 nt
Organism: Suillus subalutaceus
Lineage: Eukaryota; Fungi; Basidiomycota; Agaricomycetes; Boletales; Suillaceae
Exons: 14
Coding region: 98-2635 (845 amino acids)
Molecular function (GO): carboxypeptidase activity
Source: RefSeq, a predicted model, not a curated record